CACACACACAUAUACACACACACACAUACACUCACUCACACACACAUAUACACGUAUAUACACUCACACACACACACACACACACACACUCACUCACUCACUCACACACACAAACACACACUCUCUCAUACACACAAACACACACUCUCUCAUACACACACACACGUAGUCAGUGUGCGUCGCAGCUGAUGAUCGGAGGAUUGACACACAUGUAUCACUGUCACUUGUGAUGUGCAGCUCAAUGUUGCUGCCCAGGAAGACCGUUUCAUUAUUAUUGAGCUGUUGAACGUCACAUGUUCUUGAAGUUUCUUUUUCUCUUGAGGAAAUGACACGUAUGUGACAGACAGACCUGUCGGGAACACUGCUGCCGUGCUCUUCCUGCUGUGUUUUAUUUGAGCGGUACAUGCGUCAAGAGGAGGUGUACCACUAGAUUAAUCCCCCUGUCAAAUCAAACGGAUUAUUUAUGAAAUGUCAUCAUUUGGGAGACAAAAGGGAGUCAAGUCUGCCAAAGAUCAUGUGUGUGGAAGAGCGUGAUCAGUGUGAAUAAUCAUGAGCUGUGUGCGACGACAUUUCUAACAUUAAAUCUGACCCGUAAGACUCGCCUUUCCUCAGUCGCCCGACCGUCAUUUGCUUGCGCUGGCGGGCGAGGAUGCGCGUGCCGGGCCGCAGUCGGUGAGGAUGUACGAAGCAUCUGGGAUGACGGAAUGCAAGGCGGAGGUCACUCCAUCUGCACGGAACGGGCACCGCGUGUUUAGCUACACGCUAGAGAGCCACACGGCGGCCGCCUUCAACAUCAUGAACGAGCUGCGACUUGAGCGACAGCUCUGUGACGUCACGCUGAGGGUGAAAUAUAAUGAUCUGGAGGCUGUGGACUUCGUAGCUCAUAAGGUGGUGUUGGCAUCAUCGUCGCCGGUGUUUCGUGCCAUGUUCACUAACGGACUGAAGGAGUGCGGGAUGGAGGUUGUGCCCAUCGAGGGAAUUCACCCAAAGGUGAUGGGGCGACUGAUAGAAUUUGCGUACACGGCGAGCAUCUCUGUGGGAGAGAAGUGUGUGAUUCACGUGAUGAACGGUGCCGUCAUGUAUCAGAUCGACAGCGUGGUGAAGGCCUGCUGCGAUUUCCUCGUACAGCAGCUCGACCCGAGUAACGCCAUCGGCAUUGCAAACUUCGCAGAGCAGAUCAGCUGCACUGAGCUCCAUCAGAAAGCUAGAGAAUACAUCUACCUGAACUUCAGCCAGGUGGCCACUCAGGAGGAGUUCUUCAACCUGUCCCAUUGUCAGCUGGUGACAUUGAUCAGUCGUGACGAGCUCAACGUGCGCUGUGAGUCGGAGGUGUUUUACGCCUGUGUGGAGUGGGUUCAAUAUGACCGCGAAAACCGCCGGCCAUACGUUCAGGCGCUGCUGCAGGCCGUCCGGUGUCACUCACUUACGCCGCAUUUCUUGCAGCGGCAGCUUGAACACUUUGAGUGGGACGCUCAGAGUAAAGAUUACCUGUCGCAGAUCUUCCAGGAUCUGACACUGCACAAGCCGACGAAACUCAUCCCCUGCCGGACGCCUAAAGUCCCGCAGCUCAUCUACACAGCCGGCGGGUACUUCCGUCAGUCGCUCAGCUUCCUGGAGGCGUUUAACCCCUGCACGGGAGCGUGGCUCCGGCUGGCGGAUCUGCAGGUGCCGCGCAGCGGACUGGCGGCGUGCGUGAUCAGCGGGCUGCUGUACGCAGUGGGUGGGCGCAAUAAUGCACCAGAGGGGAACAUGGACUCCAACACGCUGGACUGUUACAACCCCAUGAACAACUGCUGGCUGCCCUGUGCGCCCAUGAGCGUCCCGCGCAACCGCAUUGGUGUUGCCGUGAUCGACGGCAUGAUCUACGCCGUAGGUGGGUCACAUGGGUGCGUCCAUCACAACAGCGUCGAGAGGUAUGACCCCGAGAGAGACUGUUGGCAUCUGGUGGCGCCCAUGUUGACGCGGCGUAUCGGAGUGGCAGUGUCCGUGAUCAAUCGUCUGCUGUAUGCGGUGGGCGGGUUUGAUGGGACACACCGGUUGAGUUCAGCUGAAUGUUACAACCCCGAGAAAGACGAGUGGAGGACCAUCGCGUCCAUGAACACGGUCCGCAGCGGCGCAGGUGUGUGCGCGCUGGGGAACUACAUCUAUGUGGUGGGCGGAUAUGACGGCACGAAUCAGCUGAACACAGUGGAGCGCUACGACGUGGAAACGGACAGCUGGAGUUUCACCGCGUCCAUGAGACACAGACGAAGCGCGCUCGGAGUCACCGCACUCCACGGACGCAUCUAUGUGCUCGGUGGUUACGAUGGAAACACUUUCCUGGACAGUGUGGAGUGUUAUGACCCAGAAACAGAUAGCUGGACAGAGGUCACUCAAAUGACCUCUGGUAGGAGCGGGGUUGGGGUUGCUGUGACCAUGGAGCCGUGCCAAAAAGACCUCAACCCAUGUCAAAAACGCUAAUGCUCCGAUCUCGCUCUCUUCAGGGUCUUUAGCGCACAAUACAUGUCAGUCAAAGAGUUUGAGAAGUGAUUUGAGUUUGUGUGAACAAGCUCUAGAAGUUCUUCAAUUGCAACGUCUCGUGGAGUUGAUCGGAGACCCUCCGUGUGCAGAUGAGCAUCUAAUGAAAGCAUACAGCUCACAUUCAUGUGGAUGUCCAGAACACGUCUGAGUUUAAUAAAGUGCCAUGAUGUCACCUGAAGUCAAACGACCAGACUGAACUAAUCCAGUGACGUUUGGUGGUUCAGAUAAAUACACCCCAGAUGUUUUAUUCCCUUUUUUUACUCAGAGAUAUUAAUGACUCUUGAAACUGAAGAUCAACCACAGAGAUUGUGGACCUGUAUAACCCCACUGAAGCGUUUUUAUCAAAUCGAAUAAGUUUUGAAGCGUUUCUGGAUGUCUCAACAUGUGUUCCAGCCUUCAGCUACUUUUGAUGACAACAACCGUUGCUUUUGCUCAAUAAAAAGAUGAUUUUCACCACCUGUAUUUGUAAACCAGUUUAAGCUGCUUUUUCCAGGGACUUUUGUACAUUGAUGUUGCAUGAAGUCUUGUACAUUGUUUUUUAUUUAUUUGAGACUUUUCAUUUUCUCCUGAUCCAACGGUUUAAAUUUGGGUUUGUUUUUACAAAUUAAGCUUUUUGAUUGAAAGUGAUUCAUUUUUCCUUUCAUCACUUAAGUAUAAAUGGGUGAUUUAACAUUGCUUUGUAUAUUUUACAGCAACAGAUACGUUGUAAAAGCGUUGUGUAUGAAGUGUUUCUUGAUUGAGCCGCACGGUGGCGCACUUUAACUGUUAUAUGAUUGAAAUAUUACAUUUGUAAAAACGUAUGUGGUUUUGAUGUUGACGUGAUAUUAAAGAUAAUCUUUGUUUAAACUGCUGAGGGAAUCCUAAUAAAUCAUAAU
This is a messenger RNA of Xyrauchen texanus (razorback sucker), 3395 nucleotides long. It is a transcript of the gene keap1b, whose product is annotated as kelch-like ECH-associated protein 1b. The record is from RefSeq and is a predicted model, not a curated record. The transcript is spliced from 7 exons. NCBI's taxonomy places the organism in Eukaryota, Metazoa, Chordata, Actinopteri, Cypriniformes, Catostomidae. The coding region runs from base 679 to 2460 and encodes 593 amino acids. Gene Ontology annotation, molecular function: protein binding.